Messenger RNA from Rhagoletis pomonella (apple maggot), 779 nucleotides. Its product is annotated as DNA repair protein RAD51 homolog 3. Gene Ontology annotation, cellular component: Rad51B-Rad51C-Rad51D-XRCC2 complex; replication fork; Rad51C-XRCC3 complex. Gene Ontology annotation, molecular function: ATP binding; crossover junction DNA endonuclease activity; four-way junction DNA binding. Gene Ontology annotation, biological process: meiotic DNA recombinase assembly; DNA repair; reciprocal meiotic recombination. The record is from RefSeq and is a predicted model, not a curated record. Lineage: Eukaryota; Metazoa; Arthropoda; Insecta; Diptera; Tephritidae.
UUUGAUAUAUGGCGUCAAGAGAAAGAAAUGCCCCGGCUUAUCACACUUUGCAAGGAGCUGGAUGAUAAGCUGGCUGGAGGCAUCGUUGCGGGAUUGAUUACAGAAUUUUGCGGCGGACCUGGUUGUGGUAAAACACAAAUGUGUUUGCAACUGUGUAUUAAUGUACAAUUUCCUCGGACAGUCGGUGGACUUCAAGGUAAAGCAGUUUAUCUGGACACGAAUCAGGACUUCAGUCCCACACGUUUGCUAGAAAUGGCCGUUUGCACAGAGAAGCGCUUCCACCGAACCUUACAUAAAACCGAUAUCCAUACUCAUGCCCAAAAUUCUUUCACAGCUAAUUCUAUAAUGAAUGGUGUUACAUAUAUUUACUGUCAAGGCUUUUUAAUGCUACAGGCUGCCGUAAAGAAAUUGCAUGAAAUGUUAAUGGAGGAUAAAGAGAUCAAACUAAUCGUCAUUGAUUCGUUCUCUUUUCCACUGCGUGUGAUUGAGGAAGUUUCCGAACGUACAGGAAUACUUUAUACCUUAUUGAGCGAGUUGCAACACUUAGCAGUGGAGUACAAACUCAUUGUAAGUAGAUCUCGCUUUCUAUUUUGGUCUUUAAAUAAUUGAAUCAGUUUUAAAUGCAUACUUGGACUUUUGUGUGCGUAGCCGUAGCCGAGUGGUUAUGGGUGCGCAAUACCACACGGCAGGAUCCAGGUUCGAUUCGUGGUCCAAAUGUACUUCAGAAAUUGGAGGAGAAACUCGACAAAAUACCUAGUAAAAUAUGAGCGACCAAUAUU